UUAAGAUAUAUUGAAAAAAUAUAAAUAUACACCGUAGAGUAGUGAUGUGAAUUAGUUUCGGUUUCCCCUUCCAAGUUCCUUAUAUAAACAACAUCUAUUCCAAAGUUUGAACUACUUCAACUCGGGAAUUUCCUUGGUGAAAGCUAAGCUUUUGAAACCAUGGCUCUAACUACCAACCCUUCAUCCCUCCUUUGUGUUUCCCUCAUCGCCAUUGUCCUCUACUUUGCUGAUUCACAAUCCUUCAUCGGAGUAAACUACGGCCAAGUCGCCGACAACCUUCCGUCACCGGACGCCACGGCGGGGCUACUUAAAUCCACCACCAUUGGGAAAGUCCGACUUUACGGCGCCGAUCCAGCCAUCAUAAAAGCGCUGGCAAAUUCCGGCAUCGGAAUAGUCAUCGGCGCCGCCAACGGCGACAUUCCGAGUCUAGCCUCAAAUCCCAACUCAGCAACUCAGUGGGUCAACUCAAACGUGUUACCAUACUACCCUGCCAGCAACAUCACUCUGAUCACCGUCGGUAAUGAAGUCAUGACCUCCGGCGACAAUGGUCUCAUAUCACAGCUUCUCCCGGCGAUUCAAAAUGUCCAAAAUGCCCUUAACUCGGUCUCACUAGGUGGCAUUAAGGUGUCCACGGUGCAUUCGAUGGCUGUGUUGACUCAGUCGGAUCCUCCAUCUUCCGGGUCAUUUGACCCGGCUCUUCAAGACACUCUCAAACAGUUGCUGGAGUUUCAGAAAGAUAACAAAUCGCCGUUCACUAUUAACCCGUAUCCGUUUUUCGCUUACCAGAGUGACCCAAGAUCCGAAACGCUUGCAUUCUGUUUAUUCCAGCCAAAUUCGGGUCGGGUCGAUUCGGGUAACGGUAAACUUUACACCAACAUGUUCGACGCUCAGGUUGAUGCUGUCCAUUCUGCAUUGGGUGCAAUGGGAUUCGAAGAGAUAGAAAUAGUGGUAGCUGAGACAGGAUGGCCCUCACGUGGGGACAACAAUGAAAUUGGACCAAGUGUUGAAAAUGCAAAAGCAUAUAAUGGGAACCUAAUCACACAUCUUAGAUCAUUGGUUGGUACUCCUUUGAUGCCUGCAAAAUCUAUUGACACAUACAUUUUUGGUCUCUAUGAUGAAGAUUUGAAACCUGGCCCUGGAUCAGAACGCGCGUUUGGUCUUUACAAAAUUGAUCUUACUGUGGCAUAUGAUGUUGGCUUAGACAAGUCUACCCAAAAGAGUCCAUCAAGUAGUCCAAAGGGUCGAGUUACACCAGCAACACAAUGGUGCAUUCCAGUAGUGGGAGUAACUGAUUCUCAGCUACAAACAAAUCUUGACUAUGUGUGUAGUAGAGAAGGCAUAGAUUGUAAAGAAAUUCAACAAGGAGGUGCUUGUUUUGAACCUAAUACAAUAGCAUCUCAUGCUGCCUAUGCCAUGAAUUUUUAUUACCAAAAAUUUGGCAAAAAUCCUUGGAACUGUGAUUUUGCUCAAACAGCAACUCUUACAUCCCAAAAUCCAAGUUACAAUACAUGCAUUUAUCCAAGUGGAAGUACCUGAAUACCGAAGCUUAAGGUUGAGUCACUUAUAAAUUUAUUUAUACUAUUAUUAAAUUAAUGAACAAGCUAGACUCCACCUUUAUUUUAUUUUAUUUAUUAUCCUUUAAUUUUUUAUAACUUUAAUUGUAAAUUGAUUCCAACUCACGCUCGGUUGUGUAUUUAUCCUAUAUCUUAAGCUAUAUAUGAUUAUGAGACGAUUUUUUUUUUUUUUAA
Messenger RNA from Cicer arietinum (chickpea), 1748 nucleotides. RefSeq names its product glucan endo-1,3-beta-glucosidase 7. The record is from RefSeq and is a predicted model, not a curated record. Gene Ontology annotation, molecular function: hydrolase activity, hydrolyzing O-glycosyl compounds. Lineage: Eukaryota; Viridiplantae; Streptophyta; Magnoliopsida; Fabales; Fabaceae. Gene Ontology annotation, biological process: carbohydrate metabolic process.